GCUGGUGCGCCCGGCGUUCGCACCUUGAGGGGGGGGUUCUGUAACGGUCCUGACCUGUUUUAUGUUGUUUUUGUAUGUGUUUAUGGUCAGGGCGUGUGUUUUGGGUGGGCAGUCUAUGUUUUCUGUUUCUAUGUUGGUUUUGGGUUGCCUGGUAUGGCUCUUAAUUAGAGGCAGGUGGUUUGCGUUUUCCUCUAAUUAAGAGUCAUAUUUAGGUAGGGUGUUCUCACUGUUUGUUUGUGGGUGAUUGUCUUCCGUAUCUGUGUUAUGUUUGCACCAUACGGGACUGUUUGGCUGUUCGUUUCGUUUUGAUGUAGUCUGUUCCUGUCCGUGAGUGUUACGUUAGUUAUGUAAGUUCAUGUUCAGGUUUUUCGUCUACGUCGUUUUCUUGUUUUGUAAUUUUGAAAGUGUUUUGUUUUUCAUGUUGCCAUCGUCGUGUUCAAAUAAAAGAUGGCUUAUUUCCCGAAUGCUGCAUUUUGGUCGACUGAUCCUUCUCUCCUCUCCUCGUCCGAAGAAGAGGAGGGCGACAGCCCUUACAAAUUCAUUACAUCUAUCUGCAUUAGGUGAUCAAUUAUUGUCACAAUUGAUGAUCAUAAACAUGUUAUAAUAUACAAUGAUAUACUUCCAAUAUGACAUUUCUGAUAGUUCGACUGAACAAAUAUGGUCUACUUUAGGCUAUCUACUAUAAGGCCUUUAAUUGAUAAGCUAUGACUUUAUUGAUGAGCUAUCCCUCGUGCAUGUUUGUUUUACAGCGCACUGCCCAGACUUGCCAAGAUCUGAGCUUCGUAGGGGGCCAACUCUACGACUGCCCUUACACCGCCCCAACGUCAGCAGACAGUGUUGAUGUUUCCACGGUGACUCUGGCCUCCUUUUGGGCCGAUGGUUCCCCAGACAACACAGCCUGCCUGCAGGAACCGACACAGCGGGAACUCCUCUCCCGCUUGGACUGUGGGACCUCUCCACCUGACCCCAACUGGAAUGACCACCUGUUGCCACAUUUGCAGAGAAACAAGCAGCUUCAAGACACAUUGAUACAAAGAGAGGAGGAAUUGGCAAGACUGCAAGAGGAAAAUAACAAUCUAAAAGAAUUCUUAAACUCCUCAUGUGUGAAAGCCUUGGAUGAAAAAACUAAGAGCCUUCUCUCUGCUCAGAGUGGCGAUGGGAGGAGGAACCGGAAGCGGAAUUCUGAAAUCCAGAAUCUGCAUGGUGUUGGAGAAUUCCGGAACCUCAGUGCCAGUCAGCUGCUCCUUGGUUCUCAGGUGAAACGGACCUGCCGGAACUUGUCCCUGGAGUUCUGUUCUGAAGAGGAGCUAGCCUGCACCGAUUCUGUGGACCUGUGGAUCUUGCAUACCUUGGGCCUGAAGGACGAGGACACCAUCGAUACAUCAUCCACUGAAUACAGCUUCAACUGCUCCAUUAGCUCCCUCACCAAAUCCAGCUCCGUCACAGACUCCUCUGGUGACUACUGCCAAACAACCGAUCACAAAAAUACUGCUUAUGACUCACCUACUGAUGGCCUGUGCAAUGGUGCCAGUAUAGGGCUAUCCAAUGAUUACUGCUUUAACACCAACAGUGACUACAGUCUCUCUACUGACUCCGGCUCUGACUUCACUGGAACUGUGCUGUCUGUCUUAUACAGCCCCAGCAUAGAAGUCCCCCCCAAUUUCCAUGUCACCCCUUAUGAACCCCCACUGCCCCAAUCGGUCAACACUCUCUCGCCACCUGAUCCAAUACAGUCAUUCAGGCCCAUCUUAGCCUCCUCACCCAACCUGUCUCAGGACAGGAGUCCCGGGAUGCACCACACUCCCAGCCUGCACUGCCGUAGUCUCUCCAGUCCCAUAGGGGGUGACGUGAUGACUACCCCAUUGUCUACCCCACAUAGCCAGACAGAGCUGGCCUUCAGCAUGUCCCUAAACCCUUCCAGCAGCGUCAGACUCAAGACACACAGUUUUCCACAGGGACAGGCCUUCGUCCGCAAGAACACCCAGGGAGGCUGGAACUUUACCUGGGUCCCCAAACAAGGCCCGUAAGCCUCAUUUAUACCCUACGUACGUACAAACACAAGCUCUACAAUUAGCUAUGCAAAAUUCAGACCCUAAGUAGUUGGAUAGCAAAAACAUGUUACCCCUACUUUGAGUGUCAAUGAUGAUAGCAGUGAUGACGGUAAGAACUUCCUGUGUUCCUGUAUAGGGACCAGAGUUUUUCAUGGUCAGGUCAAUUGGAUAGGAAAGACUUGUGACCCUAGCUAUUAUCCUACCCCCCUUCUACAGACCAGAAACAGAGCCUGUCAUCCAAUUAGAGCUCAAUCAAACCAGUACCCAAGGAAAAACUCCCUACAUCAGUCGAUCACGAUCUUGACUUGAUUCAACAGCACUAGUGCCAGGAAUGCAAAGUGUUCCCAUGUUGAACCAUUUAAUGUGUCUGAAGGUAGAACUCCGCCUACUCAGCAGGUCCAGAGAUAAAAAAAAAAUGCACCUAUUAGGCCUACCGCUGGCCAAUCAGAUAGCUCAGAUCACAGUGUCUGCACAAUUUCCUAGAACACACAGCAAAGUUGAUAAUGUGAUAUUUCAAAACUAUUAAAACCAUGACUAGAGAGAGACUCAACAAAUACAGCAAAGAGCAACUUUUUAUCCCCCCCAGAAACCUGCUCCCUUUACUCUCUGUUCCGGACGUCCUAGACGACCAAUUCUCAUAGCUUUUAGCCGUACCCUUAUCGUACUCCUCCUCAUUUUCUCUGGUGAUGUAGAGGUGAAUCCAGGCCCUGCAGUGCUUAGCUCCACUCCUAUUCCCCAGGCGCUCUCUUUUGAUAACUUCUGUAACCGUAAUAGCCUUGGUUUCAUGCAUGUUAACAUUAGAAGCCUCCUCCCUAAGUUUGUUUUAUUCACUGCUUUAGCACACUCUGCCAACCCGUAUGUCCUAGCCGUGUCUGAAUCCUGGCUUAGGAAGACCACCAAAAACUCUGUAAUCUCCAUCCCUAACUACAACAUUUUCAGACAAGAUAGA
Messenger RNA from Salvelinus fontinalis (brook trout), 3000 nucleotides. Its product is annotated as geminin coiled-coil domain-containing protein 1-like. The record is from RefSeq and is a predicted model, not a curated record. Lineage: Eukaryota; Metazoa; Chordata; Actinopteri; Salmoniformes; Salmonidae. Gene Ontology annotation, cellular component: nucleus. The coding region runs from base 705 to 2027 and encodes 440 amino acids. Gene Ontology annotation, biological process: negative regulation of DNA replication; negative regulation of cell cycle. The transcript is spliced from 4 exons.